AAUCAAUAAUGUUAAUGAUAACAGCAAAAGUCUGCCAAGAAGAUAAACAAGUGCACAAUUUAAAACAAGAUAAUCACAAGUUUACUAUCUGUUUUUUACCAAACCAUUGGACCAAAAUAGCCUCAAAUAAAAAUCAGCCUCUUUGCAAAGUGAGAGGAAAACUUAUCUUUGAAUGUAGAAAUGAUAAUAGUAGCCAUUUUAUACAGAGCAGCAAGCCGCCAAUUUGGCCGUCCUUUGCGGCAAGGUCCGCGGAUUCAGACAGAACAAAUUGCAGCUAGGCUAGCUGUUCCCCCUCCGUUUCCAGUCGUCAGUUCCCAAUGCCAAGCUGUGCGAACCAUUCAUUGAACUGAUGGAUAUAAAAGUAGUGUCAAUUAUCUCACUAAACAGUCGGCAAAUAAAGCUAUCAAGUAUAUUUACAGAACAUGUGGAGCUUAUUCUUUUUGUGAGUGCAAUAUUAGUGUCUGAAAACAUUCGAUCUCUGGUUUGUAGCUGUCUGAUUUUUGUUUUCUCACGUUAAGCCAACUUGAUAUAGAUAAUAUUCAACAGCUGUCUUGAUGAGCGCGGAUCAAACAUUUCUCUGAAAGACUGUUUGUCCUCCACUGACCCGCUGACUGGUCAUGUGUGUGCGUGCCUGUUUCUGUGUGCUUGAUCAGCUUAGUCAUGUCAUCCACGUCUCUCCUCAGCCUGCUCAGGUCACAGGUCAACAUGUGUUUGUCAGGCUGUGCAGCAUUUCCCGGAGGAAUUCAGAACAAUACUUGUGACUGGAAGUCUAUACGUAUCGCCUCAAACAAACACGUCCCCACUGCAACAUUCUCUAACUAGUCACGGGUGUUUGAUUUGUUAAUUUUGUUCAGGUACAUAUAUCUGUAAAAUAGUAGAGUUCUGUAAAUGUUUUACCUCAGCUCUGGUUGGAGUUAAAGCUGCAGGAUUCCCAGUCAAGGUCCGCAAAAGGUUGGUGUGACAGUGGGUGACGCAAUCAGUGGUCCCGCAGCAUAUCUGUGACGAUAGUGAACGGACACGAACACGAUGAGCGAGACAAAAGAUAUGACGCUGGUGAGGGCAGGGCAGAUGUUUCCUGUCACAUUUCACUGUAAUUUUCUAACCUUCUUCUGAAUGGAGAAGUGUCUGUACGCGUGGAUGCAAACCUCUACCUCCUUUGAGUUAAGGGAACAGUUCACCAAAAAAGUUUAAUUCAGUUAUUGUAUCUUCACCCUUAAGCCUAUAGAAGGUCGCGUCAGGUUAUUUCAUCCGCAAACAUUUCUGGAGACUCACAGUAUUCUCCUGUAUGGAGCCAUUUUGUUAUUAUUUUGUUCUGUUUUUAUUUUUCAUUUUUCCAAAAAAGAUCUUUGAUUUGUGGACCAAGAAACUUAACCCAACUGUCUAUCAGCAUAGGGCCGAGAAGAUAAUGCCUGUCUUUUCAUUUUUGGUGAACCUUUUCUUUAACGUGACACUUGAGUUGUUGCCGCAAGCUCAUCUUUUCAGCUUGAAGACAGAGCUGCCAUUGUCCUCUCUCCUUAGUCACAGCUGACUAAGACUCUUAACUCUUCUUCAGUAGUCAUAGGGAACCAGUGUUGACCUCUGGAUCAGGCAGUGUUGGGAUUUUCUACAGUGAGAAAAUAAAACAUUUCCAAAAACUGAGUGAGAGGGGAAGUGAGAGAAGAGGUUGAGGAGGGUUGUGGCCCUGCAAUAAAAAAGAGAAGAGUCAGGGAGGAGUAAAGGAAUAGAGGAAGGGCCUGAUGCUGCUUCUCUCUAGCACUGUGGAUUCUUAUCAUUCUGUUGAGCAUGCUGCACCGCAGCUGACAGGAUAUGAUUAAAAGCUUUAUGUUUUGAGUUUUAAUAGAGAGUGUCAUCUUGAAACCAAAUGACUUAAUCCAGUCAGUUGUGUUUCGGACGGCUCAGCAGGCGUCUCCUCAGGAGUGUUAAAAUAAUGGCCUGCAUGGAGGUAGAGACCUUCAGUGACUGCUGCACUGGGUUCAGAGCAGUCCUGCAGUUGAGGCUUCAGCAGAGGCGAACCCGGGAGCAGCUGGUGGAUCAGGGCAUCAUGCCACCUCUGAAGAGCCCGGCGGCUUUCCAUGGCCAGAUUCGCAGCUUGGAGAGAGCCAGGACUGAGAAUUUCCUCAAGCACAAGAUCCGCAGUCGUCCAGAGAGAGCAGAGCUGGUCAGGAUGCACAUCCUGCAAGAGACUGGAGCAGAGCCAUCGCUUCAGGCCACUCAGAUGAGACUCAAGAGGGCACGGCUGGCCGACAACUUGAACGAGAAGAUCGCCCAGAGACCGGGCCCCAUGGAGCUGGUGGAGAAGAACAUCCUGCCGGUGGAUUCCACCUUGAAACAGGCCAUCAUCGGUGAGAGUCACCCUGUUAGACAACCAGUGCUUUUUGAGCAUUUCUGCCUUAAUGGACUCGAUCACGUUGGCCAGGUGAACUAUCCCAAGGUGUUGGAUGAAGACAGCAGUGAUGCCCUGUCUCCAGAGCAGCCAGCCAGCCAGGAGUCUCAAAGUUCUGUCCCCUCUCCAUUAGAGAGCAAAAUGCCAGAGACGCCCUCGCCAGUUCCAGCACCACCAGCACUAUCCAACACCAUACUGCAGGCUUUCCCAGUUGCCACACAACCCACAACAGACUUUGUGAAAUUGAUCGCUACGAGUGAGCCGCCCGCCAGCCGCCCAGCUGUCACUCCUGCGCAGCCACUCACCACAGCUGCUCCCUCAAAACCCGGCCCAACACUGGUGAAACAAAGCCAGCAGAAGACGCCCUCGGAGAAGAGCCGCAGCAAGAAGGGCAAAGAGCCCAAACCCAGGGUGAAGAAGCUCAAGUACCAUCAGUACGUUCCCCCCGACCAGAAGCAGGAGGCCAGUGAGGCACCCAUGGACUCUUCGUAUGCUCGACUACUGCAGCAGCAGCAGCUGUUUCUCCAGCUGCAGAUCCUCAGCCAGCAACAGCAGCACUACAACUACCAGACUAUAUUACCAGCACCACUCAAACCUGUGGCAGAGGGUCAGACCAGCGGCGGCAGCAGCUUGCCAACCUCCAUCGUGGUAUCUUUGCCCACUGCACCUCCGCCUCCCCCUGUGGCAUCGGUUCCAACUCGCCCAAACAACUCGCUGUCGAACCGCAAGCCAGGAGUCUUGCCUGCCAACCUGGAGGAGAUGAAGGUGGCUGAGCUCAAACUGGAGCUAAAGCUGCGUGGCCUCCCUGUCUCGGGAACAAAGACCGACCUGAUAGAAAGACUGAAGCCUUUCCAGGACAGUCCCAGCAGCUCUGCUCCGACUACCGUUCCUUCUCCCGCCAUUACCACCCUCUCCUCGGUCCCCAUGGAGGUCACAAGCACCACUACAGCCCCCGCUAUAGUCCUCCCAGUCCAGCAGAUGGCUCUAGAGAGCAUGAACCCCACACCGCCGGUCUCCCCCAUUCCCAGUGAACAGUCUGCCCUCCAGCAGGAUGGAGGCAUGUGUGAGCCCUUAUCUGAAAUGUUGAACUCUGGCGGGGCAGGUCUGCAGUCCUCACCUCUUCCAUCUGUCCAAGUCCCUGAGGAAAAGGACAGGAGGCUUCACGAGAAGGAGCGGCAGAUAGAAGAGUUGAUGAGGAAACUAGAGCAGGAGCAGAGGCUGGUGGAGGCGCUGAAGAUGCAGCUGGAGGUGGAGAAGAGGGCCAGCACCGCUGACUGUACCUCUCAGUCUCCCAAAGUCACCUCUGUACCUGCCAUGAACUCUAUUCCUACUGUCCUGAACACAAAUGUUGUAAAGAUGGAGGGUGCAGUCCUGUCAAACUGUUCAUCCGCUGCCGCCACAAUCCCUAGCUCCAUCCUCGGCUCCCAGGCUCUCUCUUCUCUGCCAACAGUGGUCAAGUUGGAGGAUGUGACUGUUUCCUCUGGCAAGCCGCUCAAGAUCCAGACCCAAACCCAGCUCAUAACCCAAGCCCAGCCCCAAAUGAGCACCAGCCCACAGCUGCUCCACCAGGCCCAGAGAAGUCCCAAGCUCCAGACCCAGCCCCAGUCCCAACCGGCAGCCCCCAGCCUGCAGCAGUUCUUCAUCAGCCACUCAGGAGGAGUCUCCCAGGUGCUGGGUCAGCCUCAGACUCUACUGACCACGACAGGCCAGGCUGGUACUCAGAUCUUGCUCCCAGUCUCACUACCCAGCAACGCUACUGCGAUCCAGCUGCCGAGCACCACUGUCAGCCUGCAGCCCGUUCUUCAGGCCACAGUCUCAAAUCCAGGCCUGAUUCAGGCUUCAGUUCCUCAGCUGCAAACCACUAAGAUGGAGGUGGCACCCAGCCAGCAGUUAGCCAACCACAACCAAUUGCUACAAACUAUUACUAUGUGCAAUAACACCACUGGUUUAGAGAGCCAGACUAAACCUGAGUUGAAUCCUCAGAAUUUCCUGAGAAGCUCCCCAGAGAACAGGGUCUCUCCACGGGCUUCACCCAACCACCACAUCUCCAACGGACCCUUCAACAAGUCUCCUUCUCCCCAGCCUGCCUUCAUCCUUCAGCCCACCUCCCUUGUUACUCAGCCUCCCAAGACAAAAGAGCCUCCCCGCUAUGAGGACGCUGUGAAACAGAGCCGCAACCUGCACAUCAACAACAUUUCACAGGUUCCCACGGCAACCAGCCAGCACAUGGAUGACUUGUUCGACAUUCUGAUAGAGAGUGGAGAAAUCACACCAUUCAUCCAGCAGGAGCCCUCAGUGUCUCUCGCUAAGACCCUCCCUGUCACAGCAAACAUCACCACCCUGCCGGUCAACACCGCUCUGUCCAGGCCACCUCCACAGAUCCAGGUGGCCCCUCCGCCCACCCUGAGCCCCAUCAUCGGCCAGAGCCUGCCCAGCCUCUCCUCGCUGGCCACAGACAAUCAGCUGGAGGCCUUUCUGGAGGGCACACUGGCCGAUACGCCUCCAGCAUCCGAUCCACGCACACAGGUCCUGAUGGAGGAGCUGCAGGCCCAGCUGAUAGACCAGCAACCUUACUCGCCCAUGGACACAUCAGACCUGUCCUUCUGUGACUCCUCCUCGCCCCCGUCCUCGCUCAACAUGGGCCUGUCCGACCCAGGUCUGGACAAUAUGGAGUGGCUGGACCUCACCAUGCCGCCGGGUCCCGGUGGGGCACUCACGCCCCUGGGAAUCCCAACGGACUUCUUGGAUUCACAUGACCUGCAGCUCCACUGGGACUGACGGAGGCAUGGACAGAAGAAAAAGGAAUGUUUAGUCGAGGGAGUUUGCAGCACAGCUGAGCCAGGAGGGAGCGACUGAUGAUUGGAUGGAGAAAAGCUGAAAAGGGUCUGACAGCCACAAAGAGGCUGAGUUCAACAUUUUAAAUAAGGAAGCAGAAGGGGGAGAAAACAUGGCAUCUGUGUGCCAUAUCACUCUCACCACUACAUCCAUACAUCUGUAAUAUUCCCACUAUCCUACCAGAAGGGAUGCUGUACAGGCAGAGCACUGAGUCAAAAGCACGAGUUUGCACAGCUUUAAAAGAGAAGACUGAACAACGUCAUCACUGAGGUGACAAUAUGUGAUAAAGGGAUUUUAAACAGAGUAGACUUUCAGUGUCUGAUGUCAGGAUUUAAUGGAGACAGAGCCAAAUGAAUACUGGCAGCAAGGACUGUUUGUAAAUACUCUUUAGACCACACUAAUAAGACUUCUCCUGGACAGAGAGCCUCAAUAGUAUUGACGCUUGUUCCUACUGGAGAUUUGGCUGGUUGGCUUUCAGUGAACACUGUGUCUAUUCUACUGUGUCUGCACAGUAACCAAAUGUUAAAGAGUUCAUAAAUACUUGUGAUGUGAAGACCUUUGUUCCACUGAGCCAUACUAGGUUAAAAAAGCAACACAAAAACUGUGUCACUCAUUGACGUCACUGUCCAUGACAGUUCAGACUACAUAUAAAAAUAGCUAUAUUAGAAUAAAAAAAGAUUAUUUGAGUCCUGGGAAAGCUUUGGCUAAACUGGUCUAAGCACUUUGAGGAGUCACUUCAGUCUGUGCUGGACAGUUCCCUGUAUGACUGGAAACCAGAUCAGCCAGCUUUCAAGGGAUUUCUGUCUGCGAGGAUCGCACACUGGUCCAAUCUCCCACAAACUGUAGAUGAUACAUUAGGUGACCAAUCUGAUUUAUUGCAUCAGAUGCGACUGUUCUCUUCUGACCUAUCAUGACCCCAUGCGGUCAAGCUGAUGAACCAAUGACUCUUAAGAAAAAAAGACGGCGACGAGAGGAGCAAGCUCCUCCACCUGCGCGAGAGCUAUGCACUUAAGAGGCGGAGCGAUCCGGCGGGCGCCGCCUCACUCACCUCAGAACAAGGAAAUGUGAACUGUGCAUAUCCAAGGUGAUCAUUAAUAUGAAGUGACGACCGGUCGUCAGAUAACGCAGUUGUUGUCCAAGUAUCUUAUUUUGAAUGUAAUUCUGAAAAAGUUGAAAAAAAAAAAGAAAAAAACAUAGGACUUAACUCUCAAAAGAUGGCAGCUUUUUUUUCCUCUUCUGAUCGUAAACUGACAGUGGAAAGGGAACAAAUAUCAGUUUAUGACACAUGACGACACACACACGUAGUAGGUGUGAAUGUGUGUGUGCUACAAGUUAUAUCGAGGAUUAAUGUCUUUGGAGAAAAUGAGCUUUAUAUUUUGCUGUCCUACAGUAUACCUGCACUUUGUCUUUGUGUGUGUGUGUGUGUGUGUGUGUGUGUGUGUGUGAGUGAGAGAAUUUACUGCAUCACUAGCUGUCAAACGCGCUAGUUAAAAUCUGUAUAGCUGAGAAGUUAGUCUGCUUUAGCAACCAAGGAAACAAUAUUUUCAAUUAAUAUUUUGUGGGGCAAAAAGUCGUCAGCUACAACAUAGUUUCUUGAGUGUGUGUGUGUGUGUGUGUGUGUGUGUGUGUGUGAGAGAGAGAGAGAGAGGUGCAAGAAAGCAUGUGCAGAUUCGUCUUCCUGUCUUCUGCAUGUUUGUGCGUCUCCGUGUGCAUGAUUGUAUCCACGUUUAAUCUUCUCUGGCCGUUACGAGCUCUCUCUCAGCCAUCGCCUGCAAGUUGUCUGCAGAAAUUUGCUCUUAUCUUUUCAAAUCGAAUCGUUUACUGUCAAGUUGACAUAUUCAGAACUUCAAAGCGGCUUCUAAAGACUGUUUACUGUUUUUAUCUGCGUCGUCCUGCGAGUAUCUUUUGGUCAUAAAUGCACAGACAAAGAGGGCUUAUCUGCUUUAAAAGCCGUCACAAAGUCUCUAGAUGUUUAUUUUUAAUGGACUGCAUCAUAUCCCUUUCAGUGCUUCAGGAGCUCAGUUUGAGUAUUUCUUUUGGGAGUGAUACGGUCAUGGCACUUUGGAAUAAGAUUGCUUUUUUAAAUUGUCGUUUAUAAAAACCCAGUCGUCACAUCUACAUUUGUAACCACUUUUUAUUCUGUCAUCACGUCCACGGGCACCAGAGGGCGCCGCCGCCUCUCUUCUGCUCGGGCUUCACGGCACAUCUCCAGCAGCAAAAUGUUGCUGCUUCAGGGUCAUUUUCUAGCAGGAAAACAGUUAAACGGGGCUUCGAUCCUCUCCCUGUGUAAUGCUGAUUCGCUGUUCCCGUCAGCAAUAAUGUGGCGACCUGAGUGAACUGACGGAGAGCCCUUUAUGUCGACGCUGUCUUGUUGAAGAAGUGCGAUGCUCUCGCUGCUGCGUUUACACAUUCAUCAUCAGGCUGAGACACAUUGGAUGUGCUCAAAUCUGAAACGCAUGAGAGAGCUGCGCCAAAUACUGCACAGACUUGCUCCUGGGCUUUGUAGUGUUUUUAGUUUUAUCACAUGUUUAAGCAUCAUUCAGAGAUGGCGUCGUUCUCCUGGUCACCUCUGGUCGGUGCACCUUUCGUGUCGGGGUGUGGUUGUAUCUCUGAGUGUUUAACUCUGGAUGGGGUGAACACUAACAAUCACAAGCUGAUUCACGUGUAUCUUAGAAGAGAUGGCGAGUUUGUAGGUUUUUUAUUUGCUUCUAUGUUUGCUUUAAAGGAGCACUACGCAGUUUUGGGGAAGACAUUUGAAUCAGAAGAGAAAGAUCUUCACUGGCUGAUUAUUUAUGCCUAAACAAACUCAUGGCUGAAUAAACAAACACUUCGAAGGAGAACACAAUGUCAUGUUGAUUUCUUUUGUUUAUAUUUGGCAGACCCUGCCACCUUUCUAGCUUCAAACACUUGUUUUCACCUGAGAACAGCUUGUUUAUUCAGUUAUAAAAGAAAAUAACUAUAACUGAGUUUGUAUUAUUACCUCAUUGAUAUCAUAAAACAUUCAGAUUCUGGGUGUGAAUAUCUUCUUCAAAUCUUCACAGUGCCCCUCGAAGGCUGUCGAAUUUAAUAUUUUGUUUGCCAAACUGGCAGUGGAACAUAUUAUCACUUUUUUUAAUUUUCUCACAUUUUUUUUUUUUGUAUUUUAGAGUGAAAAGUUAAAGGAAAAAAAAAAAACAGCAUUUAAUCUUGUUUUCAUGCUUGGGUAAAAAAACAUCUGUAAAAGAAGAGUUUGUGUAUAUUUUUGGUUUGCGGAGCUGGUUUCAUUUUAUUAUUUUCCACAUGAGACGAACACAAACCUCUCGACUGCAGCAAAUCUACACGCGUGUGAUCGACACCACUUACUAUCGGCAGUUCUACGGUCGCUGACUGGUCAGACGGGGACAGCUGAGAGCAAUAAAUGGCUGCUGUUUUCCCUCGAUGUACUGUACUGUAUGCUAGAUCCUGCCUUGAUUUUAUUAGCGUAAGAGCUUUUACUACAGAGUGAUGCCGUUUAAAAAAAGGCACGUAUAUGUGAGUGGUUGAAUGGGGGGUGUGUUUGAAUAGCCCUCUCGUGUUGGAGGUUUGUGGAAGGAACCCCUAAAGGUUCCUUGAACGUUCCUUUACUUUCACAGCUGGAGUUCCCGUAUUGAUUCCAGCUCUCCAGCUUGUCCUCGUUCACCUGCACACUGUUUUAUCAUCCUGUAAACAUUCUACUUUUUCAUUGAAACGCAUGUAUUUUGGGAACAUUAGUGGAAGCACAGAAGAGGUGUGGAGUUGCUCCACCCUCUGCUGAUUUACAUCCAUCACUGCAUGGAUCACUGCAUCACUGCUCCACCUCCUCCACCACCCCCCCACGCCAUGCCUCUUGUUGUUUGUAUGCCAUAUGUUUUGCACAUUGUGUACAUAUUUAUAUAGAUGUAAUGCAUAUUUUUAUACAUGUGUAACAUCCAUGGGUUCUCUAUUUUGUACAUACUCAAAAAGAUGUGUAUAUAAGGACUGUAUGCCUUUAUGUGUCAAUAAAAUUUGGUGUACUGUGAA
Acanthopagrus latus (yellowfin seabream) is the source of this 9235-nucleotide messenger RNA. RefSeq names its product myocardin related transcription factor Ba (gene mrtfba). The coding region runs from base 1928 to 5161 and encodes 1077 amino acids. The record is from RefSeq and is a predicted model, not a curated record. NCBI's taxonomy places the organism in Eukaryota, Metazoa, Chordata, Actinopteri, Spariformes, Sparidae. Gene Ontology annotation, biological process: smooth muscle cell differentiation. The transcript has 15 exons.